Molecule: messenger RNA, 1311 nt
Organism: Trichoplax adhaerens
Lineage: Eukaryota; Metazoa; Placozoa; Uniplacotomia; Trichoplacea; Trichoplacidae
Exons: 6
Coding region: 1-1311 (436 amino acids)
Cellular component (GO): cytoplasm
Molecular function (GO): GTP binding; ribosome binding
Source: RefSeq, a predicted model, not a curated record
AUGUAUGAGAAAUUAAAUUUAGAUAAUCAAUUGACUCAAGUUGUGAUUGUACAUCCCAAUAUUAAAUGGGGAAGGAAUAGGGAUACAUUAUCAACACCUCAACUUCGAGUGGCCGAGGCUGUAGCAUUAAUGGAUACCCUAAAGGGUAAAGUUGUUGCUACAACAGUAGAAUCGUUAAAAAUAGAAGAUAAAAAGACAUUUUUUGGUAAAGGGAAAACUGGAGAAUUAUGCAAUUUGAUGAACAAGCUGAAGCAGAAACAUCAAGUUACCGCUGUCUUCUUAAAUACAACCCAGUUACAGGCUAAUCAACGUCAAACCUUACAGAAAUUAUGGUCGCUACCUGUCUAUGAUCGAUAUGGGAUUGUAUUACAAAUAUUUAAGCGACAUGCGCGUACUCAAGAAGCAAAAAUACAAGUUGAAUUAGCUUCAUUAAAGUAUUUAAGAUCGCAGCUAUCCUUCACAGUUGAGGCGUAUGAUCUUGAUCGAGGCCAUCUUGGGCGUGCUGGUGAAUCAGGUCAGGAAAUAGGCCGAAGAGCACUGGAGUAUAAAUAUAGGCAGUUAUCGAGAAAGCUAAAGGAUAUUCGUCAAAAGAGGGCUACAGUGCGUUUAAAACGCCAACGAAAUGAAAUUCCUACUGUAGCAGUCCUAGGCUAUACCAAUGCAGGAAAAACGACUUUGAUAAAAGCCUUGACUGGUGAGAAGUCAAUGAUUCCAAAGGACAAACUAUUUGCUACUCUAGAUACUACGGUCUAUUCUGGGCAAUUAAUAUCUGGCUUUCAGAUUCUUUAUAUUGAUACAAUUGGCUUCAUUUCUGACCUGCCGCAUGAUUUAUUAGAGUCUUUUUCUGCUACUUUGGAAGAUGUCAUCAACGCUGAUUUACUCCUUCAUAUUCGUGAUAUUAGUCAUCCUGAAACUGAAAAGCAAAAAGCAAGUGUACUUAAUGUUCUAAGAGAUUUAUACUUGCCGAGAACUGCCCUGGAGAAUAUGAUUGAAGUUCAUAACAAAAUAGAUUUAAUAGAAGACUAUCAAUCCAAUCUUUCGACAGAUGAUCACAAUGCCGUGGCAGUAUCAGCUACAAAGAAAGAAAAUUUCGAAUUAUUGAGUCAAAAUAUCGAAAAUGGCUUAAUGAAAACAACUGGCAAGCAAUUUUACAAGUUACAAAUCCCAAACGGUGGCCAACAGCUUAGUUGGCUAUAUCGAGAAGCAAAUGUAUCAGACCUGGUACCAAGCAAAAAUGGAAAAAGCCUGAUUGUAAAAUGUAUUAUGAGUAAUGGUGUAUAUAGAAAAUUUUGUUCAAAGUUCGGCCAGUAA